ACGUGAAAGUUGUUUAUCAAAUACCCCGUUACAAUAGGAAAUUCACUUCCUCUUCAACUAUACCCCCAUAAAAACUGUUUUAUUUAUAAAAUGGCCUUUAAAUAAAAAUGUUUUUAAUGUACAUAUUAAUUAAAUGUACAUUAUCAGGUCACUUUCUAAAUAAAAUGCGAGCCCGCAUAAUUUCAAUUCAAAUGAAGUUCUAAUUCAUUUUUACAGUCUUUCGCUAAUUCUAGACUGGAAAACAUGGCUUUGUUACAAGCUAUUUACAUAGUCGUGUUUGUUUUUCAUAAUUUUAUUUAUUGCUCAAGAAUACCUUUUAUUUUGACGGCAAGAGAUUCAUUAACAACUGAUGCAACAAAAUCAUUGGAAAUUGUUACACCUGUCAGCGAUGUAAUUCACGAAGAAGCAAUAUCAACGCAACGGACACUAUUUCCAUUUGAAUUUAAUUCAAAUCCAACAGAUAGAACACAUUUUCCAACUGAAAUACCAAUAUUAUUAAAUGAAAAAAUGUCAACACCUUCAAGUAAUAUAAAAAAUAAAACAAUCAUAGAAACGAUUACAAGUAAAUUUGGACAAAGAUUACCAAAAUUUAUUGGCAGACUAGCUUUUUUAGCUGGACUUCGAUUGGCCGAUGAAAUGUCAAAUGAAGCAUCAUCUUUUAAUAAUAGUAGCGCUAAAGAAAAUUUAAAUCCACUAUCAUUAAAUUUAACACCAACAAAAUUGAGUCCAUAUUUUGCCGCUAUUUAUGAGCCAUUUCCAAUUCUUUCACAAUCUAUUUAUUAUAAUUUACUGGUUCCACUUUUGAAUGCAAUGAAUUCACAAAAAAUCACGAAUGAAAAUAUUUCAAAUUCUCCACAAAUUAUUUCAUCUAAUGAACAUGAGAAUCCCACUAUUGAAGAGAAAAUUAUUGAAAAUGUCACAUUGGAGAAGAAACAGAGAACUUCAAUUUCUGAUAAAAUGAAAGAAAAUAUAACUUUAGAAUUGUUGGAGGAAGAAAAUGAUGAUAAUGAUGAUGAUGAAAAUGAAGAUUAUGAAAAUACAGAAGAGAAUGAAGAAAAUUUUGAUUCCGAGGAAUCGAAUGUAGAUGUAUUUGUUCCAACAUCAAGAGCACCACCGUUAAAAAUAAAUAAAUCAUCACCACCAAUAAAAUCAUUAAGACAAAAACGUCCGCGUACUACUAAAAAACCAAAAAUGAAAAAACCAACAACAACAACAAUGAUUCCAAUAAUGGAUAAUAUGACAACAACUAAUUUAAAUAAUUCAACAAAUAUUGACAAUACAACACAACUUCCUAUUCAAAAUAAUACCGGAUAUCCUUUUAAUCCUGGAUAUUAUGGAGGAUAUUCACAAAAUAUUCAUGAUUUAUAUAUAACAAGUAGCGAAAAUCCUCAAUUACAUGAACAUUAUAAUUAUAAUGAAAUUAAUUCUCAUUAUUCUGAUGAAUGGCCAAUUAAUAAUAGAAUUCCUCAUGAAUCACAUGUUUUUAAUCAAUAUCCACCGUUUUAUGAUUUUCCACCGCCUGGUGAAGAAGAAUACAGUGAUCACCAUUCAUUUCGAGGUUCUCCCAUUUUACAACAUCCAUCGCCGCCAAAUUCAAUAAAUAAUGGAUUCAAACCGAGUGUUCCUUUUUGAAUUCAUCAAAUAUUUAAUUUAGAAAAUUUAUUUUACAUUAUUAAAUUUAAAUCAUUUUAAUUUUUGAAUAAAAUUUUCUCUAUUUUAAAUACUAAUAAUAA
Molecule: messenger RNA, 1733 nt
Organism: Leptopilina boulardi
Lineage: Eukaryota; Metazoa; Arthropoda; Insecta; Hymenoptera; Figitidae
Exons: 3
Coding region: 244-1632 (462 amino acids)
Source: RefSeq, a predicted model, not a curated record